This is a messenger RNA of Cydia pomonella (codling moth), 944 nucleotides long. RefSeq lists its product as uncharacterized. The transcript has 3 exons. The record is from RefSeq and is a predicted model, not a curated record. Bases 517 to 849 code for a protein of 110 amino acids. Lineage: Eukaryota; Metazoa; Arthropoda; Insecta; Lepidoptera; Tortricidae.
AUAAGAUCUCCGUGUAAUAUUUUUUGCGAUUUUUACGCAGAUCAAUUUACGGUGCGUCAGCGUAUUUUAAAUUUUAAGCAGCGGUGUGGGGAGCAUGCGUCAAAAACGGUACGCAUACGACGCGUCACUGCGAUUCCGUAUCGUGACCGUUUUUUAAGCUACGGUGCGGUCGCACCUUAACUCAAGAACGUCAAGCUAGACUCAAACAUAAUUCAGUGAGAAAAUGCUUGUAAAAUCAGGUUUUUUAUAAAAUUCAUAGAAAUAUUUCCAUUCUUUUCUUGAAUAUGUCAAACGAAAGUGACGCAACGUGGACAAGAGCAGCAAAUAAAUGACGCAUCGUCCGAAUUUGCCGUCAUUUGAACGCAUCCUAUCUGCUUUUUUUGCUUGCCUUGUGAAGUUUUGUUGACAGUUCGACCGUAAAAAGUUAACUUUUCCUAAACUAAAUCACCAACUAAGUUAAUUAUAAAAAUUGAACCUGCAUUUGGUAUUGAACUGCUGAAUUACUAUAUUCGUGGAAUGGGAAAAACAACACAGGUUGAUGGCGACAACAAUCCAACAUCGGUCGAUUCCGAUCCAGACCCCGCUAAGUUACUGGAAGCUGCUUUACUGCAGAUGGAUGGCAUUAUAGCGGAGGCGGGCGGCGCCGGCACCGGCCCGGGGCGCGCCGCACGCGCUCGAGCACUGGAGCUGGCGCAACAGCUGGCCUCGUCGCUGCAGCACGCCAUCCCGCCGCCCCCGCGCCCCGACUUCACCACCGCCAGCGCUAUUUUGCGGUGGCUGCAGCAGAACAACAACUCGGUCGCACUUAUCGGCAAGAACAAACAUGAACUGUUUAAACUCUCGACAUGAACUUCACGAGUUCGACCCGAUUGAACCCAGUGCGCCGUUUUACUAUCCACCUUCACCGCCGCCGUACAACCCAGAAUAUAUAUACGGAGUUAUCG